AUCGCGGUCGACGUCGGGUUGUAAUUUCAUUCUCAACUCUCAUGCUUUCACGAACAGUGCAGCGGACCGCUGCGCGUCGUCUUCGACAGCAGGCCGGUCGAUGGACGAGUCAGCGAGGCCUGGCGACCCCGACCGAUCCUUAUGACGUUGUCGUCAUUGGCGCUGGUCCUGGAGGUUAUGUCGCUGCUAUAAAGGCUGGUCAACUGGGUCUGAAGACCGCCUGUAUUGACAAACGCGGUCCUCCCGGUGGAACUUGUUUGAAUGUCGGCUGUAUACCAUCAAAAUCCAUGCUGAACAACUCCCACAUUUACCACCAGACGCAGCAUGACCUGCAACGGAGGGGUAUUGACGUUAGCGGUGUUAGCCUGAACCUUCCCCAGAUGCUCAAGGCCAAGGAACAAUCCGUCACCGGUCUUACAAAUGGGAUCGAGUUCCUGUUCAAGCAAAACAAGGUCGACUACUUUAAAGGUGCUGCUUCGUUCGUUUCUCCUACACAGAUUGCGGUCAAGCUGAACGAUGGAUCCGAAAACUCUCUCGAGACAAAGAGCGUUAUUAUUGCUACCGGCUCUGAAGUCGCCCCUUUCCCUGGCGGUGGUAUCCAGAUUGACGAGGAGCAGAUUGUUAGCUCAACUGGAGCUCUUUCACUGCCAGAGGUUCCUGAAAAGAUGGUCGUCAUUGGUGGUGGGGUCAUCGGUCUUGAGUUGGGCAGCGUCUGGAGUCGUCUCGGAGCCGAGGUCACUGUGGUCGAGUACUUGGGUGCAAUCGGUGGUGCCGGUAUUGACGAGGAAGUCGCUAAACAAUUCCAACGCUUAUUGACUAAACAGGGCGUGAAGUUCAAGACCAACACCAAGGUUUUGUCUGCGGAUAAGGAAAACGGGAAAGUUAUCAUCAAGACGGAGGCUGCCAAGGGUGGAAAGGAGGAAUCCUUUGAAGCGGACGUCGUUCUUGUUGCAGUUGGACGCCGACCGUAUGUCGAGGGUUUGAAUCUCGAAGCCAUCGGUGUAGAGUUGGAUCCCAAAGGCCGCAUCAUCAUCGACGAUCAGUUCAAUACUUCGAUACCUAACAUCAAGUGCAUUGGUGAUGUUACCUUUGGGCCCAUGCUUGCCCACAAAGCCGAGGAAGAGGGUAUCGCUGCUGUCGAGUUCAUGAAGACCGGACACGGCCAUGUCAACUACAACGCUAUCCCUUCGGUUGUGUAUACUCAUCCCGAAGUAGCGUGGGUUGGAAAGACAGAGCAGGAACUCAAAGCCGCUGGUGUGCAGUACAGCAUCGGUAAAUUCAGCUUCACCGCCAACUCGCGUGCCAAGACCAACCUUGACACGGAUGGUUUUGUCAAGAUCAUCACUGAGAAGGAGACUGAUAGGAUCCUCGGUGUGCAUAUCAUUGGUCCUAAUGCUGGUGAAAUGAUCUCGGAAGGUGUCCUUGCUAUUGAGUACGGUGCUAGUGCUGAGGAUAUCGCGCGCACGACGCAUGCUCAUCCCACGCUCAGCGAAGCCUUCAAGGAGGCUGCUAUGGCUGCUUUUGGCAAGCCCAUUCAUAUGUAAUAAAUUUCUGUGGCAUACAUAAAAUAGAUUCUUUUAAGUUUCUUGCCUCCUGGCAGGUGGGUUUUCAUUGUGGAAGCGAAGGCGUAAGUCCAACUUUGUCACUGUACGACUUCAUGGUUGCAAACCUUCGAGGGUUGUUGAUAAUUUGUA
Guyanagaster necrorhizus is the source of this 1694-nucleotide messenger RNA. Its product is annotated as dihydrolipoyl dehydrogenase. Bases 42 to 1544 code for a protein of 500 amino acids. Lineage: Eukaryota; Fungi; Basidiomycota; Agaricomycetes; Agaricales; Physalacriaceae. Gene Ontology annotation, molecular function: dihydrolipoyl dehydrogenase (NADH) activity; flavin adenine dinucleotide binding. Gene Ontology annotation, biological process: 2-oxoglutarate metabolic process; pyruvate metabolic process. The record is from RefSeq and is a predicted model, not a curated record. The transcript has 8 exons. Gene Ontology annotation, cellular component: mitochondrion; oxoglutarate dehydrogenase complex.